AUGGCUGCUAUUGCUGUUCUCUUCUUUCUUCUCCCAGUCUCAUGGGCCUGUGCUCCUCAAAAAGCUGAUUAUGUUAUGGUUUCCUGUUUUCCAAACGCCAUCAUUGCAAAUGUUCCUGAGUGCCCUUACGGGUGGGAGAUAGGGCAGUUGUCUCUGGGUGGUGUGUGCUAUACAGGGAUUAACACUCCUGGCUUCUACCGCUUUACAAUCCCCGACCUUACGCCCAAGAACCACUCAUAUUGUGGGACACUGUCCGAGUAUGUUGGAGGCAAAGACCCAAAGUACAUCUUCUACAACUCUAUAGUCUCCAAUGACUCCUCGCUCACAGUGCGCAACCAACCAGUGAACUAUACCUUCAGCUGCACAUACAAGGCGGCUUACUUGGUCAACAAUGCAGUCUUCAGCCAAAGAGUGGCAACAGUUUAUGUCAACAACGGGAGUUUAGGUUCUUUUAAGUCUCAGUUGUCUAUGAACGUGUUCACAAACUCAAAGUUCCUGUAUGCUAAAGAUGCUCCAUAUAUCAUUGACACAUCAGAAAUUGGCUCAGAGGUUUUUAUUGGCAUUGAGGCAAAAGGACUGAGUAACAGGUUUAAGGUGGUUAUAACAAACUGCUGGGCAACACCCACUCCGUAUUCAACAGACAAGAAGAGAUGGAGUUUAAUUGUCAAUAGCUGCUCAUCAGAUAAUACAGUGACCAUAUUUGAGAAUGCCAAAGAGAGUCGCUCCAUGUUCAAGUUCAAUUCGUUUCGCUUUCAACGAUUAGAGAAGGUGUCCACAGUCUGGCUUCACUGUGAGGUUCAAGUGUGUGAUGGUGAAAAGCUCUUCUGUCAGCCGACUCCCUGUAUUUCGCGGACUAAAAAAUUGGAACCAGAUCCAAGUGGAGGCAUUUUGACGAUGGAGUUUCAAAUCAGAGCUCAACACUCUUCCAGUUAUACACCUCUUGCAGGCACAUUUUUAUGCAUGCUGUGUAUUUUUUUGCUGAAUGCAGUUUUAGGUUACGCCAGUUUGUAAAAGAAGGUUAGUGUGGGUGGGUAUAAUACAUGUAAAAAAUUAAAAACCACACACACACACACACACACACACACACACACACACACACACACACACACACACACACACACACACAGAACAGCCAUACAAGGGUCUCAGGGAGUGUAACACACAUUCCUCCUAGACAUGUGCUUACAUCUUGAAAUAUUUCUCUUUUAUUUAGCACCCUUGUACACCCGUACUAGAGCAAUGAAAGUAGUUACACAGAUAAAGACAGUAGCACUGGAAGCAUGGACUGUAGGAAAAAUACAUCCUGCUUUGUUUUUGUUGGAAAUAAUGUGUAAAGAUAUUUGUGACUUCAGUAAACAUUACAUACAACUGUGUUUCAUGUCUAUUUAUUUACCAAAAUUUUCUGUAA
Molecule: messenger RNA, 1408 nt
Organism: Pygocentrus nattereri (red-bellied piranha)
Lineage: Eukaryota; Metazoa; Chordata; Actinopteri; Characiformes; Serrasalmidae
Gene: tectb
Product: tectorin beta
Exons: 10
Coding region: 1-1011 (336 amino acids)
Cellular component (GO): cell surface
Source: RefSeq, a predicted model, not a curated record